CUGGUAAUCCGUCAUCGGCGGCGAGGCUCAGCAUGAACCUACUCCACCGACUCACACGGAGAGCUAUGCGGUCGAAUAAGAGGACAAACCGGGGCUCUUGUUCGCUUUAACCUCGCCUUCCUCCAACGCUUCGGCCCUAAGGAGCCUUUCACGAAGGAUUCAAGCACUUUUCACCGCGGCGAGGUGGUCGUUAGCGGGCUCGGAAGCAGCUCCAGGCUGGAUAUUUCCCCCGACUUAAUCCUCCAGCCACAUCCGUAUUCCCAGCCGUCAUCGCGGACUGGAGUGACAAUGCUUGUUUAGAGCUUUUCCGACGCGCUUUUGGAGGCCUUUUUUCCCCCAAGCAUCGCAUUGUAUUUUUUAAUUAACAACCCCGCCAUGGUGGAUUCCAUAAGGAAGACUUUUGUCGUCCCCGAUAUCAAGCCACUGGAUUUGUACGACUGCACUAAAGCAAAAAUAUGCUCAAGUGUCGCCUGGUUGUUGGCGAAGUCCUACGGCAGUGCAGAAAAUGUCCCCGCCGAGCUGCGAGAUCCCUUCUAUUCGGACCAGUAUGAGCAGGAGCACCUUAAACCGCCCGUCACUCGCCUCUUGCAGUCCUCGGAGCUUUAUUGCCGCACCUACAGCCUCCUGCUACGGGGGGCAGGCCGAACCGAUUCGCAGCCCAAAGACAACGUCGCCCUGCUGCAGCUGCUGGCCGAGCGAAACCUGGUCUCCAAAGAGCCUGACUCAGCGGUGACUGACGCAGACCUGCGACACAAGCCCAUCAAAAUGAGUGCUCACCUGGCCAUGAUGGACGCCCUGAUGGCCGUGGGAGCCUCGGAGACGGUGACUUCGGUCAAGUCGGGCGCUUCUCAACACCUCCUGGACGGGACUUUGAGCUGGGAAGAUGCUCUGCUACACUGGGUUAACACGCUCAACCAGAGGCUGAAGGAACUCACAGAAGGAGCCCAAACUGAACAAAGCCCUCAAGCCGUCACCGAGAAUGAGCUCCAACCUCUUCAACCUGCUCUUCGCUACAGAAAGGAUAAAGUUCAGUCCAAACAGAACCCCGUCUUCCCGGCGGUGAACAAAGUCCGAGACCUCUCUAGCGGCUGUGCUAUCGCCGCUGUCCUACAUUACUACUGCCCCGGCCUGCUAAGACUUGAAGAUGUUUGCAUGAAGGAGACCAUGUCGGCCACAGACAGCUUGCACAACCUGCAGUUCAUCCGCGAGUUCUGCGACAGCUGCCUGAAGAGCUGCUGCCACUUGGCCUUGGAGGAUUUGCUCUACGCGCCUCAAGAGCUUCGGCUCAACACGCUCAGCUUUGUAGCAGAGCUGCUCCACUGGUUCGAAGUGCAAAGGCCAGAUUUUGUUCAACCGGUGGACACGUUGAACGGCUGCACACCAUCGACGCCCCGCGGUGUGAGCAGUAAUAGCACUUCUCCAUCUAUCUUAAAGAAGCCUUUCCUCCCAAUUUCCUCCCCUGCAUCAGGGUCUUUGAAUCACUCUACCUCAAUGUCUCAUUUAGAAGGAGUUGGAAAGACGUGGAGCAAGAAAAGCCGCCCCCUGUCAGCCGUUUCCUUCAGCAUUCCUUUCGGCCUGGACAGCGACGUGGACAUUGUGAUGGGCAACCCGGUGAUAACGCGAUCGCUGAGCUCGGACCAGCUCGCUCCACUCAGCCCAAACGUGACUCGAUCGCCCUUCAUGCCUCCCGAGCACCUGGGCAAAGCGUCCGCUUCCAACGGCGUCCACAGAGCCUCCUGGUGCACCCAGAGUCCCGAUCAUCCGAUAUUAGCGGAGAACGGCAUCGGGGCGACUGAAACGGGGGAGCUGCCGACCAUCGAAGAGGCCCUCCAGAUCAUUCACAACGAGAGAAAGUUGGAGCCUCGCUUGCAUCCCGACGGCGCUCCCGACGGCUUCUACCUCCACUCUCCGGACGACCCCGCCAGCUCGAGACAUCACAGAAGGUCGGCGCCCGUCAGCUGCUCGGCCCCGGCCCGCUCAGGAAUGAUGCACCGGUCCAAAGGGCCCACUCGAACCAGAAAUACUUCGGAAUGCUCACGUGACGACGACUCGGUCUUAAGAGACGGCAGCGUGGAUUCUGAUGCCUCGGAGGACACACCUCGGGCUCAGUCCAUGCCCGGCACACCCGGAGCCCAGUCGGACAGCGGCGUAAAGAUGACCAGCUUUGCGGAACGCAAAAAGAAGCAAAGUGAAGACUCUCGCAAAGGCAGUGACGACUCUGUUCCGCCCGCCACCACGUGGGACGUGAAGUUUGAAGAAAGCCCCGGCAAGAGCCCUCAGCUCACCAAUGAAAUGUCAGAGCUCGGCGUACGUCUGGAGGAAAAGCGGCGGGCCAUCGAAGCCCAGAAGAAGCGCAUCGAGGCCAUCUUUGCCAAGCAUCGGCAAAGGCUGGGGAAGAGCGCCUUUCUACAGCUGAAGAAGGAGGAGGACGGCGAGGCCAAAGAAGGCCCCUCCUCCGCCGAAGAAGACCUCGCUCGGUUGACGCUGGAGGAACGGCUGGCCAGCGUGGAGGACGGCGAGCGUGAAAGUCACGUUAAAGGGGGACUCGGUCUCACCAAAGACAAGGCAAGUACACCCGGAGAAAAACCGGCAGCGCCACUUGGGGACUACAACAACGCCGUAUCUAAGUUGACUGCCGCGCUCAGUUCGCUUCAGAGCGACAUGCAGCGGCUCACCGAGCAGCAGAACCAACUGGUGCAGAAGAAAGUUCCUGGCAACAAAUCCUGGGUCAUCCCACCCAGCCCCAAGACUUCCACGCCGUCCCCCUCCCCCGCACGCCUCUCACGGGAAUCCACCCGGGACUUGAAUUCAGCCUCACCUUCGCCAUCCCGCAAGCUGGCCACCCACACCACCCCUCCAAAGUCUCCUCAAGUGGUCCAUCGUAGAACUCAGUCCAUGCCCCCUAAGAGCCCCAAACACAAUCGCCCCACAGAGGGACGAUUCCCGGCUCUAUCGAGGCAUAUCAACGUGCCGACGAGCGUUGACCGCAUUCCCCAUCUUCGUCGGGUGAACCCCUCGCAGUCUCAAAUCCAGACGUCGUCCUCGUUCUCCAUCGGCGACGCCGAUAGCUUUGACGAGGUUCGCUCUCUCGCUGCCACGCCCAUCUCCACAGCGACGCUCACUCCAACGCCGACUCGGCAUCAUCCCACAGAUGACAUCCUCUCCGAAGUGGGCUCCAACGACGACGAAAGUAUAUUCAGCGUGGACGUGGAAGCCAGGCCCUCGCAUGCCAGCAGGAAGGAGGGGGCGGCAAGAGGGGGCUCCAGCUCCGGCGCCCCGUCCGAAUGCUCCUUCGAGAGCGACGUCCCGCCCGCGGCCGUCAACGGCAAACGGAGUAGCCUCAUCGAGAUCUCGCUGUCUUCACUGCAAGGAAAUGCAGAGGAGGACGAGGAUCCUUUGCCCGACGAGCCGGAGGCGAAAUCAGGAGUCGGUUUCUUCUUCAAGGACGACAAGGUACGACCUGAAGAUGAGAUGGCGCAGAGGAAAGCUGCCUUGCUGGAGAAACAGCAGAAGCGGACAGAGGAGAUGAGGAAACGCAAGCAGGAACAGGACAAAGACAAGCCUCAGUGGAUGGUCAUCGAAGGCUGGGGCAACAAAAGCGAGGACCGACCCCAGACCCCCGGCACCCCCCCAGCGUCGCACACCCCCUCGGCCGAGGGAACUCCCCAGCGCCGAGGAGAUUUCACGCGGCAGGAGUACGAACGCAGGCAUCAGCUGAAGAUCAUGGAGGACCUGGACAAGGUGCUCAGACAAAAGCCCACCACCGUGCGCGGUGUCAAGAAGCAGAGACCCAAGACCGUGUUCAGGGACGACUCGGCCCUCGCGCACAGCCCCGUCAAGGGUCUCCUGGGCAGCCGGCUGAACAAAGUCUACUCCCAAUCCACCAUGAACUUGUCCUCCAUGACGCAUGACUCUGGAGGCUUGACUGUCAGGAGAUCUACCAGUCGUUCGCACUCUCCCUCCCGUCUCAUGUCGCCGGGAAGAAUGAGCGCUCACAACGGCGACUGGGAAAACGGCUCCACGGUUUCCUCCACUGCCUCCAUCCCCGAGUACACAGGACCAAAGCUAUAUAAAGAGCCAAGCUUUAAGUCCAACAAGUUCAUCAUCCAUAAUGCCAUCUCACGCUGCUGUCUGGCCGGCAAGGUCAACGAACCCCAGAAAAACAAGAUUGUAGAGGAAAUGGAGAAGAGCACAGCCAACCAUUUCCUCAUCCUCUUCAGGGACUCCAGUUGCCAGUUCCGGGCGGUGUACACCAUGAACCCCGAAACGGAAGAGAUGUCGCGGCUCACCGGCAUCGGGCCUCGUGUUAUCACGCUGGACAUGGUGGAGUCCAUCUAUAAGUACAACUCGGACCGCAAGCAGUUCACCGCCAUCCCGUCCAAGACCAUGUCCAUGAGCGUGGACGCCAUCACCAUCCCCGGACACUUGUGGCAAAAGCGCCCGGGAACUCCCAAGAAGCUCGCCACCCCAAAAUGAACACACCGUUGCGAUUCAGGUUUUCUAUUCUGGCCAGUCUGGGGAACUUUUUUUUUUUUUUUUAUCUUAGUAGCAGACGAAUGGAGUGACUGAGAACAAUCAACGCUAUGUGCCAAGAAAACGGAUGAAUCCCUAUGAUUGCUUCCCUCCUCGGAGCUUCUGGAUUUAUGAUUGUAUGCGGGGAAAAAAGAAUGUUGGCGUAGGGGCAUUCGGUGUCGUUCCUCACGCUCCGUCUCCUCUAACAUCUUUUGCCUUUUCUUGGCCCAAGACUCAAGUUGAGACAACUUCACUGCUUUGCCUUCGUGCAACAACAUUUAAAGGCCGGAGAAUUUCCCACGCCUCUCCCUCCGGCUUCCCGCUUUUUUUUUUUCUCCAUUGCCUUUUCUUCUCCUCUCUAGGGCUCGAUGGCUAGACAGCCGACUGAAAGGCGAGGUCACAUCUGGAAAAAGACGGCUUUCGUAUGAAUGUCGGUGAUCCCCGCCUGCCGCCCGUGCAUUCGACUCGCUCUGCUGUAAAGACAUCUGGAUGUCAAUUUUUUAUUGUUUGCUGGAUUGACACACGGUGCGCUUAGAAACACAACUGGAAAGAAAACAAUGGAGGAGGGCUCGUGUUUGUACUUUGCUCAGCGAUGCUGAUUUGACACAUAAAGAAUGCUGAUCACUUUUCAAGGAUAAUUUGCUUCUAAAUAAAAGCUGCAUAUUUCCCUUUUGUAAGCUCGGAAUAAGCUAGUCUGCUGCGUAAGUGUUGGUUGGAUGUGUGCUUGGGAGCAAAUGAGUGCGUAAAAGAAAAACGUUUUGUCGCCGGGGAGCUUGUUUAUGACCAUGAAUUGAUUUCCUUCUUGUCUGUCCAGGCUUCUUGAUGAAGGAUUAUUCUGGACUGUAGCAGCCGUAAAUAUACAAGACACUAUUUUGACUCUUUUGUGUCAAAUUGGAGAAAUGUAAAAUGGCCAAACUUUUUGCAAUCACAAUUGUAGUUGCCAGUGAUGUAGUUGCCAUGGUUAAUUGGCCACCGUUAUCUUCCUUGUACCGCCUCUUAAAAACAAAAAAAUCACUGACUGCCUCCAACACGUGUUAUGAAUGACAUUUGAAUACAGAUGCGAAUACAGAAAAAUAAAAACAAAAACAAAAAAAAAAAACAAGAACGUGUGCACAUGAAUUAUGGAUGUGACGCUUGUAUUUAUUUGUUUAUCAAAAGUAGUAUGUGGUUAUGCAAUGACAUUAUUUUGAUUCUGUGCAAUCCUCCCCCCUAAAAUUCUUGCCACCCGUGGGGAUCUAUUUAUUUAGUUUGCUUUCGAUUUAUGUUUAAUUUCAGGUUGUAUUUCUGUGGGUUCAGGUAGCAUCCUUCCCUGCUCCUUUAGGUGUCAUGAGUUUUUUUCUUUUUUUUUUCUUUUCAUCAAAUCUGUGCCAGUACGUGUAUACUUAUCACUCAUUGUCUCUCCUUGGCAUCAAGACCAGAAUAAAAAUCAUUUUUAAAUCA
Messenger RNA from Syngnathus typhle (broad-nosed pipefish), 5952 nucleotides. It is a transcript of the gene camsap3, whose product is annotated as calmodulin regulated spectrin-associated protein family, member 3. Gene Ontology annotation, biological process: negative regulation of microtubule depolymerization; cytoplasmic microtubule organization; neuron projection development. Gene Ontology annotation, cellular component: microtubule minus-end. The transcript has 17 exons. The coding region runs from base 376 to 4476 and encodes 1366 amino acids. Lineage: Eukaryota; Metazoa; Chordata; Actinopteri; Syngnathiformes; Syngnathidae. Gene Ontology annotation, molecular function: microtubule minus-end binding; spectrin binding; calmodulin binding. The record is from RefSeq and is a predicted model, not a curated record.